Molecule: messenger RNA, 540 nt
Organism: Hirundo rustica (Barn swallow)
Lineage: Eukaryota; Metazoa; Chordata; Aves; Passeriformes; Hirundinidae
Gene: SEBOX
Product: SEBOX homeobox
Exons: 2
Coding region: 1-540 (179 amino acids)
Molecular function (GO): DNA binding
Source: RefSeq, a predicted model, not a curated record
AUGAGCGCGGCCCCGGGCACCUCCCGCGCUCCCCAGCCGCUGCUCCGCUUCGCCGACGGCACGGGCGGGCCGGGCGGCGGGCGGGCAGGGGGUGGCGGCGGCCCGGGGCCGUGCCCCUGUCCCUGUCCCUGCUCGGGGGGGCCGCGGAAGCGGCGGCGGACCACGUUCAGCCGGGGCCAGCUGUCGGAGCUGGAGCGGGCCUUCGCCGCCGUGCCCUACCCGGACAUCGCCACCCGGGAGCGCCUGGCAGAGCUCACCCAGCUGCCCGAGGCCAAGAUCCAGGUCUGGUUCCAGAACCGCCGCGCCCGCAGGAUCCGUAGCGCCAAGCCGGAGCCGCCGCCGCUGCCGCCGCUACCGCCGAUGCCGCCUCCCGGGGAGCGGGGUCCCCCCGCGGCAUCUCCCGACGGCGGCAUCCCGUGCCCGGCCCCCGCCCUGCCGCCGCCGGGAUCCCACAGCCCCGCUCGGGGCCUCCCCACCUCGCUGGGCUCCAUCUCCGACCUCAUCUACAGCGCGGCCAUCACCAACCUGGGCGAGCCGUAG